Messenger RNA from Cyclopterus lumpus (lumpfish), 1401 nucleotides. It is a transcript of the gene tekt4, whose product is annotated as tektin 4. The record is from RefSeq and is a predicted model, not a curated record. Lineage: Eukaryota; Metazoa; Chordata; Actinopteri; Perciformes; Cyclopteridae. Gene Ontology annotation, biological process: cilium assembly; cilium movement involved in cell motility. Gene Ontology annotation, cellular component: sperm flagellum; nucleus; microtubule cytoskeleton. Bases 67 to 1401 code for a protein of 444 amino acids. The transcript has 7 exons.
GCUACUUUUUCUUUCGGCCACAAUCUGCUUCAAUCAGCUAAUCCGGUUUAAUUCAAUAGUCUUAGAAUGAGCUCUGAGGUUUUAGUGGCAAGGCCCCACUAUGACAGCAGAGCUGUGGCUCAGGGGGUCCCGGGGAAAGAGCCUCCCGUAGAGCUGGAUGUCCCUCCGCCGGCCUCGGGCUCAGCCACAGCGGGGUACCGCUCAGCUAAAUACUCACCGGCUGAGUGGUUCUCCAACUACCACACCAUCCUUCAACAGGCUGGUACCGGCCGCCACGAAGCCUGCAGCAUCCAGCGGGAGUCCAAAGCUUUGUACCAGGACGCUGAGGCCGCCACGUUCAAGACCCAGGCUGAGGGAACACGUCUUCUGGGAGAGAGACUACAAGAGAUCCACUCCUGGAAAUCAGAGCUGCAGCAGCACAUUCACCAGCUGCUCGCCAACACCGAGUCGCUGCUGGCGCUGAAGACGAGGCUGGAGAGGGCCCUGGACGCCACGGAGACCCCAUAUGCCAUCGCCACCGACAAUCUCAACUGCAGGACCAGGAGGCUGGGACCAGACCUGGUCCGAGACACUGUGGAGGAGGAGCUGGUGAAGGAAGUGGACUUGAUCAGGAGCGUCCAGGCUCUUCUGAAGAGGACUGCGGCUCAAGUGGUCACUCAGAUCAAGAUGAACAGAGAGGCUAAGCAGACGUUAGAGUUGGACUGGUCCGAUAAGUACCAGGCCUACAGCUUUGAUGACCACGGUGGAAGAUACAGCAACAUGAGCCCAGACACACAGCACCACCCCAGCUCAGCCGCCAUGCAGGACCAGGUGUGCAACUGCACAUCGUGGACAAAGUUUACCCAGGACAACUUAUCCAAGGCCUCGCAGGAAGAACAGGCCACCAACAGUCUCAGACUGCUGGUGGAGCGAGUGCUGCAGGACACCACUCAUGAUCUGAGAGUCCAGUGCUCCAGUGUGGACCGAGCCUUCAGUCAGCGCUGUGCGGAGCUGAUAGAGGCCAAGACCCAGCUGGAGAUGAAGCUCACACAGGUCUUGGAGCAGAUCGGGGCCCAGGAGAGGAGCAUCGUGGCUGUACAGCAGGCUAUCCACAACAAAGAGGCUCCACUGAGAGUAGCUCAGUCCAGACUCUACCUGCGCUCCCUCAGACCCAACAUGGAGCUCUGUAGAGAUGAGCCCCAGUUCAGUCUGGAAGGGGAGUUGAGGCAGCUUGACGCCACUCUGGCAUCUCUGCGCCAGCAGCUGAGUGAGGCCAGAGGCUCCCUGUCCCACCUGGAAGAGUCACGCAUGAGCCUCGAGAAGGACAUCAACUGUAAAACCCACUCACUGUUCAUCGAGAGGGGAAAGUGCAUGACUCACCGUAAACGAUACCCAGCGGUUUCCACUCUGUCGGGAUACUGA